Colossoma macropomum (tambaqui) is the source of this 1932-nucleotide messenger RNA. It is a transcript of the gene ubxn7, whose product is annotated as UBX domain protein 7. Gene Ontology annotation, molecular function: ubiquitin binding. Gene Ontology annotation, biological process: proteasome-mediated ubiquitin-dependent protein catabolic process. The transcript is spliced from 11 exons. Gene Ontology annotation, cellular component: nucleus. The coding region runs from base 37 to 1572 and encodes 511 amino acids. NCBI's taxonomy places the organism in Eukaryota, Metazoa, Chordata, Actinopteri, Characiformes, Serrasalmidae. The record is from RefSeq and is a predicted model, not a curated record.
CGCGCGCAUGCGCGUGUCUGUGUUGUUGACAGAGAGAUGGAGGCGCUCGGAGACGCAGCAGCGCCGGGGCUGAAGGGGUUAAUCCAGCAGUUCACUGCCAUAACAGGAGCUACAGAAAGUGUGGGGAGACACAUGCUGGAGGCAUGUAACAAUAACCUGGAGAUGGCGGUCACCAUGUUUUUGGACGGAGGAGGAAUCACAGAGGAACCGAGCACAAGUUCCAGUUCGGCUGGAGCUUCCGGCAGCAGACAUCCCCAUUCAGAAGAUGAUGUUCGAGCGCCAAUCCCUCAGAAGCAGGAGAUCCUGGUGGAGCCCGAGCCUCUGUUUGGAGUACCAAAGAGGCGCAGACCGGCACGCUCCAUAUUUGACGGCUUUCGGGACUUUCAGACUGAAACCAUCAGACAGGAGCAGGAGCUGAGGAACGGAGGAGCCAUGGAUAAGAAGCUGAGCACGCUGGCAGAUCUGUUUCGGCCCCCCAUCGAGCUCAUGCAUAAGGGCAGCUUUGAAACGGCCAAAGACUGCGGUCAGCUGGAGAACAAGUGGCUGAUGAUAAACAUCCAGAACGUUCAGGACUUCGCCUGCCAGUGUCUAAACAGAGACGUGUGGAGCAACAAGGCUGUGAAAACCAUCAUCAGAGAGCAUUUCAUCUUCUGGCAGGUUUAUCAUGACAGUGAAGAGGGUCAGCGCUACAUCCAGUUUUACAAACUCAACAAGUUCCCUUACAUCUCCAUCCUGGACCCCCGCACAGGUCAGAAGAUGGUUGAGUGGAACCAGCUGGAUGUGUCUUCGUUUCUGGACCAGGUGACGGGGUUUCUGACGGAGCACGGGCAGCUGGACGGUCUGUCCACUCAACCGCCCGCCAAACGCGCUCGCUCUGAGAGUUUAAUCGACGCGAGUGAGGACAGUCAGCUGGAGGCAGCUAUCCGAGCGUCUCUGCAGGAAACGCACUACGAAUCCACUGAAGACAAGCCGGAAUCUCGAUCCGACGAUGAAUCGGACGCGGAGGCUUUCUCCGACAGCGAGGGGCUGAUAUCGGUGGACGGCUCGGACAACGAAACGGGAGGAGUAGGAGGAGGGGAGGACUCUCUGGACGGGCGAGCGUCGUCAGAACAGGCUCCACCCAUCAUCAGGCAAGACAGCCCCGCCCACCACAGGAAGUCUCCACACAAAGAGCUGAACCACAGAAAAGAAGAGAGCAAGAAAAACCACCUGGAGCCUCCGGGGCCGAGCCACAGACCGCCGGAGAGCCAGCAGCAGCGACAAAAUCAAAACUCCACACCCCCCCACAGCUCACAGCCCACAGCCGGCAGCUCAGAAGCCGAAGACAACGGUCCGAAGGCUCGCUUAAUGCUGAGAUAUCCAGAUGGCAGGAGGGAACAGAUAGCACUGUCUGCUAAUGACAAGCUCAUGGCCCUGGUGAGACACGUGCAGUCGAAGGGUUACCCAAACGAACGCUUUGAACUUGUCACCAACUUCCCUCGGCGGAAACUGGCGCAUUUGGACUAUGAGAUCACGUUGCAGGAAGCCGGACUCUGUCCACAGGAAACCGUGUUUGUGCAGGAGAGGAACUAGUCCCUCUUUUUCGUUUGUAAGCCUCGUCUUCUCUCCUCCAAUGGUUACUCGAGCUCCACGGAGAAUGGGAACGGGCCGCGCCUCGUUCACUGCCGGUCCUUUUCUGAAAAAACGCCCUGGGAGACGGAUCUCUGCAGGUGGACCACAGUUCAUAUUUAUUUGUGAAUAACUCUGCGCAUCCCUAUUGGGCCUGUUGGGGCUCUCUCAGCUGCGUAUUGGUAUAAAGCAGCGUGGAAUAGUUUGAGAAUAAGCUCAUACUGGAAAGCCCUAAUGUUGAAAUCGGGUUUUGAGGUCACCCUCCCGACGAGUGGCGUCAUUUUGAUUGAUGGCCAUGUUCGAUAUAGGAAAACCUUCAUUUUA